Molecule: messenger RNA, 3160 nt
Organism: Setaria italica (foxtail millet)
Lineage: Eukaryota; Viridiplantae; Streptophyta; Magnoliopsida; Poales; Poaceae
Exons: 13
Coding region: 442-2391 (649 amino acids)
Source: RefSeq, a predicted model, not a curated record
GAACAGGCCCAUAGAUGCGAUGACGCCCUGGAGUCCGACUAUGAUCCAUAUGAUGAUCAGUCUUUGGCGCCUGGAAAUUCCCAAGCUGACCAUUGUAAUUCGAAGUGGACGGCUGGUGUGAGUUUGUGCAAGUGAAUGUUUGCACAAUUCUCCGCUUUCCUUCUUGAAAAUUGAAAUGCCGAACAAUCCUGUUGAGAAUCGAGACCGUUAUCGUGCGUGGAAUCAAGCUCCGAUUGUGCUUGUGCCGUGUCACAAGUCUCGCCUCUCGCGUGAUGAAAGCGCCAUCUAAACAGUGAAAACUCGGGUCUGAAAGACGUUGCAUCAGGCGGCCGCCGCGAUCGAAGCCAAACAAACGUUUCCCGCGCGCUCAAGCCGUUCCCUCUCGUCGCUGCGCUUCAACUGUCUCCCUUCCCGCCCCCGCUCCUCCCGAGCUAGGGUUCGAUGGAUCCCGCCGCCGCGGCCUCCGCCGACGGGGGCGCAUUCCUGGAGUUCGUGGACUACGCCGUCUCCAUGCUCUCCUCGUCCGGCGGCGACGGGGACGCCGACGGCUACGAGUCACCGGGGGACGGGCCGGCGCCCGCGCGGCCGCCGUGGGGGUGGGCGGUGGCGCAGGUGCUCAAGUCGUGCUGCGCCUACUCCAGCGGGGUCACCGCCGCCAUCGUCCUCUCCGACCUCUUCCAGUCUUGGACAGAACAGCGUAAAUCCCUAACCUCAAAGAGGAAGGUCGAGCUGACCAAACUUAUAAACACGAGGAAUAAGAGGAGGCGGCUUCCUAAUACUGUUACAAUCGAUUCUAUCCAUGAGAAGAACUUCCUUUCUCCCAAGAGUGUCCUUGAAGCUGUCAUCAUCGAUGUGUUCGUCCUUCCCGGUACAAACAUAUACAUGCUUACCUUGGGAGACAUGUGGAGCGCAUCCACUAUUGACCUAUAUUUACACCGAAGGUACUAUGACUACAUAGGACAGUAUGGUAUGUUGAAGAAGGGUCGAGAAGUUAUGCUCACAGGAUGUUGUCUUCGUACAGCCAUGGAGGGAUCUGGCCAUGCUCGUAUUUUGCCCACGGAGUACAUGGUGAUAUUACUCGAUGAGGACCAAGAUGAAGACGCCAUGUUACUUGCUGCACAGUUUUGCACCUACUCAUUCUCAUCCAUGAUCCUAGAGGAAAGCAGAAACGAUGUUCCAUACUCAUUUUAUGCAAGGAUUGAGAAGAUUGAGUCCUUGGAACCUUUAAGAUGUACAGAAAGAAAGCAGAUUGUUCUUGUAGACAAUGAUGAUGCAAAGAUGAAAUUUAUUUUAUGGGGAGAGCAAGUUUUACUUGCAAAUCUUUUCAGUGUAGGGAGCAUGCUUGCUCUGGAUAGGCCUUUCAUCACGAAUUUUGUAGACAAUAAUCAUGAGGAGUCUCAGGAACUGUGCCUUGAAUAUGGCAGUGCAACACAGGUUUACGUGGUGCCAAUUGCUCAACAAGAAGAACAGGUGCCUUUUACACCUACUCAAAUAAAGAGCCAAGGACCUCGGCUAUCAUGUGUUCCGACUGAUAAUGUAGCUUCACAAGUAACAUUACCGCGUGAUUUGCAUGGUUCAGUUGACUUCAGCAAAUAUCCAUUUCGAGUAUAUGUAAGUGACCUUCAUGAUAAAAUGGUGGGAGUCUGUCUUUUUGGUACCAUAACUAGUGUUUGCAAAGCAAGCGCAUCUGGGACUACGUUUUAUUUGGAGCUAGAAGACACAACAGGAGUUGUUCUGAUGAAGCUUAUCUUUAUUGGACCCUGGUCAUUUGGUAGAGUAGGAGUUGGACAUAUGGUGUACAUCUCCGGUUUGACUUGCACCAUGAGUUCAACAAACAUCCUUGAAAUCUCAUGGCGCGAAAAGGAGCCAGGGUCUCUGUUUGUUAACUUAAGCUUGCUGCCAGCGCUGCUGAAUUCAUCGUGCCUGCAUAAUUUAGCACCCUUGUCAGAUCUUCCCCGUUUGACAAACAGAACACAUAUAUGUCGUAUUCGACUAGACCACAUUGAUUGCAACAGCUUAAAGGUGCUAUUAUUCCACAACAUCUGUGGCUGUGUUGUGAACGAACAUUCAGGCGAACUUCAAUGUUCGUUCUGUAAGGGUGCCUGCAGUAGUGGAUGCGCACAUGGCUUUCAGUUGCACUUGACCAUUGCAGACGACAGUGCAAAGGUCUUCGCUUGGUGUGUCGGGCAAACGGCUGUCGAGUUCCUCCAGAUAUCUCCUGAUGAAUAUCUGGAACUCCCUGAGGAUGAACGGGCAAUGUAUCUGUACACUCUUCAGAACGAGAGUUUCAUGGUUGCCAUUGCGAAUACCAGCAAGCGGGUCGAUGGGUGUGCUGUGAGUGACGAAGCUCUCCCAGUUUGGGAGAUCACGAGAGCCCAGAAAUGCGAGUGAGUUUCUUCAGUAGUUGGGAAAGAAAGUUUUAUGAGGCAAAGUAGUCCAUGUUUUAUCUCAAUGUUGGGUUUAUGGUGAUUGGUGCAUUAGCAGUGCUUUGUAAGUAAGCUUUAGGAGAACGUUAGUCAACCAAAAUACUCGAGAGCAAUGAGCAAAAACGCUAUUCGAGAAGGUGUAGCGUUUGGACCUGCGCAGUGCUACACGGCACACGCCGCGCCGGCGCUGGUGAGGUCGGACGCGCUCCUGCCCCAGCCGGAUUAGCUGACCAGAGCCGGCGCCCGGCGAUGCCUCAUAAGUCGUAAGUCAACGGCACAGCCCAGUUGCCGACCUUGCUCCACGGUAGACGCACCGUCAAUCCGUCAUCCAGAGCUUCGUGCUGCCACUGACAACCGCGCAACACAUACCGCUGCUUGCCGAUGUUACAGUAUCCAGAUUCGAGGACGAGUACAGAAGCUACCUUGGCUGCAUCUGCGAACGCCGGUGGCCGUGGCUCUGUGCAUGGUGUGGGGCAGAACAGAACCCAGAGGAACCAAAUAACGCUUGCUUCAACGGGUUCUGAAGCUAGGACUGUCCAGCCGUUCUUCCCUGGCUGAUCUCUGCCGCCGCUGCGUUGACCUUCUUCUUCUUUUAGACCAAGAGCAACUCCUUACUGAUUAGAGAUCCCUGACAGAUUGUUUGUGGUAUAAUGGGUAUCCUGAUAUGAUAUUUUCCUGGGUUAUUACUAAAUAAAUUGUAUAGGUGACGUGUACGUUGACUUUGUAGUAUUUGG